AUGAGCGAAGUAAAACAUUUGAAUUUCAACAUCUUAACGUUGAAAUCGAUAAUGAUUUGGCCGCCUGAGGGUCGCAUGUCGUGGAGAUAUGAGACAAAAAGUUUAGCUCUGCUAUUUAUAGUAUAUUUUAGUGCCUGGACCGUUUUUAAUGGAAUUGUGAGAACACUGUUUUUUGAAUCCGAUGGAUAUGACGCACUUAUUCAACGGAUUAUUGCACUUAUUGAUUUUGCUGGAUGCAUUUACAUGAGAUAUUGUUUUCUGCGCAAAGUUGUUUACGUAAAAGACAUGAUUGAACACUUAAAUGAGUUUGAACAGUUUUGUCCACAAUCGGAAAUUGCUGCUACUGAUGUGAGAGUACAUUACUACAGCAAGGAAAUAAUGUACAGUACUGAUUUUUAUAAUAGUUCUGUGGUGUCCCGAUUUGAACAUUUGAACAAAAUUGAAUCUAUGCGGGGGCAAAGUUUAGGGAGGUUGCCAGAAAGCCGCCCCCUUUUCGUAGCUGUCAUCUGUUAUUGGUUUUUUGGUAAUUUAAUGAACUGUAUAACACCACUGACCGAGAAACGUGAUUGCCACUUACGUCGAAAAUCCAAAUUAUAUGAAGAACGUGAUCCCUGUGGACUAAUGGCACGUUGUUUCUACCCUUUCGAUGUUUCCACGAGUAUGUUUCCAAUGGCGUAUCUUAUUCAAGUUUACACUUGUGCUGUCAUUACUUACUACGUUGUUGUAUUAACAAUGCUGCUAGUGGGAAUAAUGAUGCAUACUUUAACACAGCUACAAUACUGUAGAAAAUUAAUUAGAGAUUUAUUCAAAAGAGACUCACAUGAUCCAACAGUUUUAAAACACAAAACGAACAUGUCCAAUUACAAUUACCUCAACUUUACUAUAACCGUCUUAAGAAUUUCAGUUUUAUGGCCUAAAGGUAGCCAAUGUUUUAAUAAAUGGAGAUUUUUUAAAGACAGUUUGCUAAUUUUGUCUAUUUUACCUUGCGCUUUGCCUAUUCUAGCUGAUUUUCUUAUUCAUCUUCACGGUAACGUCUACAAUGUCGCAGCACUUAUAGAAAAUUUUAUUGCAUUAAUUUGUAUAGUUGGAAUGGUAUACAUGAUCAUAUGCUUUAUUCAUAAACGAAAACUCAUCAAGCAACUAGUCGAACAGCUGCCAAAUUUUAACUUUUAUAAUAAACCGUCUAACCUUAUGGAAACUGAUGACAAGGCCAACCUGUAUGCCAAAGUUUUCUUAUUCUAUGGAGUUUUCGGCAAUAUUGUGUACAUGAUAAUGCCGUAUUUAAAUAUAGAAACAUGUAAAGUUCGUCAAGCUCAAGGUUUAGUAGACAGAGACGUGCCGUGUGGUCUUGUAACUAGAUGUUGGUUUCCUUUUGAUUUUGACUACAGUCCUGUGUUCGAAAUUGUGUUUGUACAUCAGUUUUAUACAUGUACUAUGGUUUCCUUGAUAAUUUUGGAUCUAACGAUGCUUCUUUGUGGGUUUUUGAUGCAUAUUAUCAACCAGUUGAAACAUCUGAGAAACCUCAUUGCUAAACUAAACUGUUUAGAAGCUGUUUUUGCUAGAAAAAUACGUUUCUGUAUACAAUAUCACCAACAAAUUAUAAUAUAUUCUGAUAAAACUAAUGAAGCAUUCAGUACAAUGAUGAUGCUACAUUUGACUUUAACCUCUCUAGUUAUCAGCGCUUUGGGUUUUGAAAUACUUAUUGUUGAUAAUUUUCACGACUCUUUAAGAUUUACUUUGCACCUGUUGGGUUGGCUAGUCCUUUUGCUACUGAUUUGUUACUAUGGACAGCUACUUAUCGAUGAGAGUAUUGCAAUAGCCGAAGACAUUUACUACGUCCCAUGGGAUGCAGCUUCAGUAGACGUUCGAAAAGAUAUUUAUAUGAUGUUAAUGAGGUCACAAAAACCUCUCACUUUAAAUGCAGCUAAUAUGGGGGUUAUGUCGUUUCCUACAUUUUUAGGAGUCAUAAGCUCCGCCUAUUCGUAUUUCACGCUGCUUUUAAAUAUAAAAUCAUAGAAAUCUGAGCUGAAGUGGGUUUUAA
This is a messenger RNA of Zophobas morio, 2041 nucleotides long. RefSeq lists its product as uncharacterized. Gene Ontology annotation, cellular component: plasma membrane. The transcript is spliced from 8 exons. The record is from RefSeq and is a predicted model, not a curated record. NCBI's taxonomy places the organism in Eukaryota, Metazoa, Arthropoda, Insecta, Coleoptera, Tenebrionidae. Gene Ontology annotation, molecular function: odorant binding; olfactory receptor activity. Bases 1 to 2016 code for a protein of 671 amino acids. Gene Ontology annotation, biological process: sensory perception of smell; detection of chemical stimulus involved in sensory perception of smell.